Molecule: messenger RNA, 659 nt
Organism: Emiliania huxleyi CCMP1516
Lineage: Eukaryota; Haptophyta; Isochrysidales; Noelaerhabdaceae
Exons: 1
Source: RefSeq, a predicted model, not a curated record
AUGUGUUUGCUGUUCGGCCCCCUCGUGGCGCCUGAUUUGCGCGUCUCUCCUAUCCCGUGCCCAUCGCUUCGGCUCGGCGCACCCGCGCUGGCGGCGCACGGCUCGGCCGACGACCUCUUCAGCCGGUACGCCGCCGCGGCGCCGCCGGUGCAGGCGGGGCUGUACGCUCGCUGCUGGAGCAUUGUGGACGAGGCGGUGCAGGCGACCGUCCCCGGUGCGAGCGUGGACGCGAGCGCCUACGGCGGUGAGCUGGCGGCCUUCGUCGCAGCCGGCCCCGACGACCCGGAGGCGGUCCCUGAGGAGCAGCGCGAGAUGCUCGGCAAGUUGGCCGACACGGCUGCCUCGUACGUGCGGCUGGUGGAUCCGGGCCGCCUGUCGUACGGCACCCGCUACCGCACGCUCAACGCACCGCUCGGCGCCUACUUUUGCGGCAUCUCGCUCUGGCCGCGCGAGAGCGUCGACGUGCCCAACUUCACGCUCUACUUUGGGUCCGGCUCGGCCGUCAACCCGGACCGCGUCUUCCUGCGGCUCGAGCUCGUGCCGCGCGUGGACACAGACACGGACGCGGCGUACGCGGAGAGGUACUACGCCCCCUUCAACGACCGCUUCUUCGCCAUGGCCGCCGACCCAGCCUUUGAAGCAUACGUCUCCGACUCGGC